Chroicocephalus ridibundus (black-headed gull) is the source of this 360-nucleotide messenger RNA. Its product is annotated as vesicle-associated membrane protein 2-like. The transcript has 3 exons. Gene Ontology annotation, molecular function: SNAP receptor activity; syntaxin-1 binding. The annotation marks the transcript as partial. Gene Ontology annotation, biological process: vesicle-mediated transport; vesicle fusion; SNARE complex assembly. The record is from RefSeq and is a predicted model, not a curated record. Gene Ontology annotation, cellular component: plasma membrane; SNARE complex. NCBI's taxonomy places the organism in Eukaryota, Metazoa, Chordata, Aves, Charadriiformes, Laridae.
CGCGCCGCCCCGGCCCCGCCGCCAUCUUUUCCCGCCGCCGCCGCCGCCGCCAGCGCCCGAGAUGUCGGCCCCCUCGGCCCCCAGCGCCCCUCCCCCCGCGGGCGAAGGGGGGGGCCCCCCCGCCCCUCCCCCCAACCUCACCAGCAACCGGCGGCUGCAGCAGACCCAGGCCCAGGUCGAUGAGGUGGUGGACAUCAUGCGGGUGAACGUGGACAAGGUGCUGGAGCGGGACCAGAAGCUGUCGGAGCUGGACGACCGGGCGGACGCUCUGCAGGCCGGCGCCUCCCAGUUCGAGACCAGCGCCGCCAAGCUCAAGCGCAAGUACUGGUGGAAGAACCUCAAGGUGAGACCCCAAAACCG